AUCUGGGCACACUAAAUGGCACCAAAAAUUAUUAAUAUUUUGUAAAUUUACGUAUUUCCCUAAAAUUUACUGACUAAAAUGCAUCGAUCCCACCCGAGUAUCAGUCGCCGCAAGCACCUCAUAAAGGAGAUGAUGGAGGAUGACUUUGCGCUGCCCACCGAGCAACAGAAAAUCGUGCGGGUGGUCAGCAGCCGUGGAAACAAUCUCCACGAGGUGGAAGCGGCCACCAACGAGGAGAACUUUCUGGUCUCCAUGCCCAAUAAAUUCCGGAAAAGUAUGUGGGUGAAACGAGGCGAUUUCCUGCUGAUUGAACCCAUCGAGGAGGGCGACAAAGUCAAAGCAGAAAUCUGCAAAAUCCUUACCACUGAGCAUGUCAAGGAAUACACCAAAGCUGGAAUCUGGCCAGUGAAGUUCACCAAAAAAUCUGGCCAGGAAGAAAUCUCCGCUCAAAAUCAAGAUGACUCCGAUUUCGAAGAUGAUCUUCCGCCCAACACAAAUCGGCCUGUAAUAAAUCAAGAAUCCUCCGGGGAGGAUGAAGAUGACACAUCCAGCAGCGAUGAAGACUGACAUUCCCCAAUUGAUUUAAACUUAGUUAAGGUUUUUUUUAAUGGUGCAUCUCUGAGAAAUGUGGCAUCGAAGCAUGUUUGUUAUUCCUGCUUCUGAUGAAGAGUCGUAAUUUAGUUUAAAUUUAAUAAAAAAUCAAAGAAUUUAAA
Molecule: messenger RNA, 713 nt
Organism: Drosophila bipectinata
Lineage: Eukaryota; Metazoa; Arthropoda; Insecta; Diptera; Drosophilidae
Product: probable RNA-binding protein EIF1AD
Biological process (GO): translational initiation
Cellular component (GO): nucleus
Molecular function (GO): translation initiation factor activity; RNA binding
Source: RefSeq, a predicted model, not a curated record